Molecule: messenger RNA, 1037 nt
Organism: Chanos chanos (milkfish)
Lineage: Eukaryota; Metazoa; Chordata; Actinopteri; Gonorynchiformes; Chanidae
Gene: acot7
Product: acyl-CoA thioesterase 7
Exons: 10
Coding region: 1-1035 (344 amino acids)
Biological process (GO): fatty acid catabolic process; acyl-CoA metabolic process
Cellular component (GO): cytoplasm; cytosol
Molecular function (GO): long-chain fatty acyl-CoA hydrolase activity
Source: RefSeq, a predicted model, not a curated record
AUGUCCGCUGCAAAAAUGCCAAUCGCUUCCCCGUCCAUUCAGAUCUGCAGAAUGAUGCGUCCUGAUGACGCUAACAUUGUUGGUAAUGUUCAUGGUGGUACAAUCCUGAAGAUGAUUGAAGAAGCUGGAUGUAUCAUUGGAACACGCCACUGCAACACCCAAGCGGGGGACCGCUGUGUUGCGGCUCUGGCACGAGUGGAGCGCACUGACUUCCUCCACCCGAUGUUUAUUGGAGAGGUGGCCCACGUCAGUGCGGAGAUCACCUACACCUCCAAACACUCUGUGGAAGUGCAGGUCAAUGUCCUGUCUGAGAACAUCCUCACAGGUGCCAAGAAGCUGACUAACAGAGCAACGCUUUGGUACGUGCCCCUCUCCCUCCAAAAUGUGGCCAAAAUCAUUGAAGUCCCUCCCAUUGAGUAUACCAGCCCUGAGCAAGAGGAGGAAGGAAAGAAAAGAUACGAGGCUCAGAAAAUGGAGAGAUUGGAGACGAAAGAGAGAAAUGGAGAGAUCAUACAUUCUGUGACUGUCCCAGAUAGACAAACUAAAGAGCCCUACUCUGUUGGGUACAGUCAGUCGAGUCUGAUUCACCUGGUUGGGCCAUCAGACUGUACUCUGCAUGGAUUUGUACAUGGAGGAGUGACCAUGAAGCUGAUGGAUGAAGUGGCUGGGAUAGUUGCUGCCCGUCACUGUAAGACCAACAUAGUGACAGCCUCUGUGGAUGCCAUCAACUUUCACCGCAAGAUCAUGAAAGGUUGCGUGAUCACAGUGUCGGGUCGAAUGACCUUCACCAGUAACAAGUCGAUGGAGAUCGAGGUAUUUGUGGAUGCCGAUCCGCUCGUGGAGGCGGAGAAAGGAAAAUAUCGUGCUGUCACGGCCUUCUUCACCUUCAUCUCCCUGGACAAGGACAAUAAACCCGUCCCAGUUCCUCCUCUGAAGCUGGAAAAUGAAGAGGAACAGAAGCGCUUUGAGGAGGGAAAAGCGCGCUACCUUCAGAACAAGGCAAAGAGGCUCGCAGAUAAGGAACGCCAGCCAUGACA